UCAGAAAUUCUCAAGUGAAAAUGUGCCAAGUGGAUAAUUCAAUAGCGUGUAAGGGUGAAUUGAAUGUACAAAUAACAUCAACAUUGUCAUCGGAAUCAUCUUUCUCCGCUCCAGCAUCACUAUUAUCACAGCAAUCAACAGCUCCAAUAAAAGCAUCAUUGUCGUCUUCAUUACUUAUUACUAUAACAACUUCAGGAAUAAAUUGCUCAUUUGGAUUAGCGCUAUGUCGGAUGUGAGCGAGAGCUGGUGAUGACACACUUAGGUGGAAUUAGGGACUCUCCUGCGUUUUAAGAUACUGUAUCCACAAUAUCUAAUGUCACUGGUUUUCUGUAUACUCGAAUCAACGUGAAUCUACUGAGCAGAGCAAGAAGAUAUGGCAGCUGUAAAUUCUGUGCAAAGUGGUGGGCUCCGACUACCCUUGACAGGAUUGGCACCCCCUAGAGUUCUCAUGUGUAGCGCCUCGAUGGGUGCCGAGGGAUCCGUGACACUCCAAUUGCGUGAAGCUGUUCAAGCACCUGACGCAGCAGCUCCACUGGAUGCCGCUCUCACGAUAGGCUAUCCUGAUCCUGAAAUUCUAGCCGAUAUGCUCGGCACUCUGGGCAAUUUGCAAGCAGCAGCAACCAAUACGAACAGCAGUGGUGGUGGCAGCAGCAGCAAAAAUAAUAAUGAGACAUCAACAUCAAACGGCAGCAAUGCAAAUGCGAUGUCAGUGAAAAAGGCCCGACCCAAAACAGCAUCACCAACUCGUCACGGACCGCAGCAGUGCCAGGUAUGCAGCAAAGUGUUUGGGAAUGCCUCCGCCCUGGCUAAGCAUAAAUUAACACAUAGCGACGAGCGAAAGUAUGUGUGUGGGAUGUGCUCGAAGGCCUUCAAGAGGCAGGAUCAUCUAAAUGGCCAUAUGCUGACUCACAGGAAUAAAAAGCCGUACGAGUGCAAAGCCGAAGGCUGCGGAAAGUCCUAUUGUGAUGCCAGAUCUCUAAGGCGACACACAGAGAAUCAUCACAGCUCGCUGGCAAUGACACCAACAACCCCACAUUCAUCAUUGUCAUCCUCAACAGGACCGCCAACUGGGCUGAGCUUGUCACCAGCCACAGCUAGCGGUGAUGCCAGCUCGCCGCACGGAGCCACUUGCAUCCCCUUCAGCUCGGCCAACGACAACAUCAGCUCCAAACCCUCAUCGCCCAGCUCCCCAGCAGGAGUCGGCAAUGAGGGUCUCACACGCCAACAGUUGGAUCUCAUCAGUCAAAUUAUGCAGCAGACGAAACAAGCCAACGCGGGCUUGACAGCCUCAGCUGGACAACGUCAGACAACGCGUCCCAGAACUUGGAACAUGCAGACGCAGCUGCAGCAGACACAGUCGAAAUUGUCACCGAACCCAGAGAAUGCCGCCAACAGCAUCAGCUCAUCCUCCCCACCUGUAGGACCGAAUGUGCCAAAGUUGGAGCAGAAGCCGGUGGAAUGCAAUUUGUGUCAUCGAAAGUUCAAGAAUAUUCCAGCCCUGAAUGGACAUAUGCGCCUUCACGGUGGCUACUUCAAGAAGGAUGCCGAAACGAAGAAAUGUGAUAAGAAGGAGACACCAGGACCACCACUGCAGACAGCCAGUGUGGGUGUAAGAGCGCUCAUUGAGGAGAAGAUUAUUAGCAAACGAAGCAAGGAUCUCAAGGGUGCCUUUGUUGUGCCUGCACCACCUUUAGCCGCGCGUCGUCUCUCCGACACGGAGACUUUCCUGUCUCCCAAAUUGCCAUCUUCCACCACUUCCACUGUUACCUUGCCGACUCUCUGCCAGUCCACCACCACUCUGGCCACCGCCCUCCAGAUUGCCACCAGUGUGGCUUCCACCGUAGCCGGUAAGUCCUCAAAGACCGACGCCAUCAUUAAGUCUUCCCCGGUCGUCGACAGCAAGGACGCCACGCUGAUUGAACUGCUGAAGCGGGGCACGAAGGUGGCCGUGAAGAGAACGAGCUCGGAUCCUGGCACGGCACCGCCGCUGCUACAGGAGAGCGGCUCCUCGAAAGCAACAAAGAGCAGCCCAGUGACACCCACCACCACCCCACCGCUCGCAUUGUCAAUUGGAAACAGCGAGAGCGCCCCGCUGGCUCUGACAAUUUCCCAGGAGGCUCCGGGGGCGAGUGAUGUGUUCACUCUGGCGUACUCCACCGACUCUUCUAGUGGCUUCUUCCACGACAACGAGGUGUACAGUGUGAAUGACACGGCGAUGCUCCUUCAGGCGGUGGAUUCGAUUCAGUUGCUACACGAGAGCAGCGCCAAUGCUGAGCAAAUUGACGAGAUCAGCGCCCUGGGCGAUUAUUCCCUGACGGAGAACACCGCCCUCGCCGGAAACUUUGCCUCGUCGCGCCAAUUGCAAGCGGUGCUCAAUUCACCACUGCCCGAGAGCUUGGCGGAAUUCAGCGCCCUUCAUUCCAAGGACUACAUCCUGUAUGGCAACUCCCCGUCCGCCGUGACCCAGUCGUCUUCGUCGCCACUGCCCUCACCGCUGGCCUAUCCCACCCCACCGGCCAGCCACGAGGCCGUGGCCCAGGCGUCUCCCUUCCUCGACGACAGCCAUCACUUUGCCGACGUGGGUCCCUUUUUUGGGGACGAGAAGAAAUCCACGAGCUUCCUGGAGGACGUGAGCAAGGAGCUGAGCGACAACGAGCGCAUCUUGCAGCUGAAGAAUGAACUCUUCAGCGACAGCAAGUCCGUGCUGGACGAGAAGACGGGAGACAUCUUCAAGGAGGAUCCGGAUGGCGAUCGCUUGCGUGACUUGGCCUUUCUGGAUGAGCCAGACAGCUUCCUGGAGGACACCCAAAAUCCCUCCUCGCCCCUGUCGGCAGCCUUCUUCAGCGCCACCAUGUCCAGCGCUGAGGAGGUGAAGGAGGCGCUCCAGGAGGUGCUGCCCAAUGAGAAUCUCACAGAAGAUACGGCACCGGAGGCAGACGACAUUGAUCUCUACUAUUUGCCAAUGUGCAAUCUUCAGUCACAGAUGAUGCCCAAUUCUGACGAUCCACUCCUCUCGUCGUCUCCCAAAGAUUUCAUCAGUCGACCGCACAAGUUUGAGUUCGGCUUCUGCCCACCGGCUAAGCGUACAAAAGGCAACUCCGGCGAGGAGAGCAUGCAGCCCACCGCAACACCACUAACCGUCCAAACUGAGCAGCCCCUCCCGCCGAAGGACAGCGAGGUCUUCCUCAGCCCCAGCAGCAUCUCCUCCACGUCCACGCCAUCGCCCAAGAUCAUACCCAUUGCGAGCCUGAUGAGCAGGAAGAGACACCACACCGAGCACUAUGCUCGCGUGUACGAGCGCUUUCGCUCGCGCUUGAGGAGUGGCAAUGACCACUUCACGCCGUCACCCAUUCUGAAUCCCAGCAGGAACGCCACGGGGAUUUACUUCUGCCUGGUGAAGGAUGGUCUGCAAGAGGAGGACGACUGUCUCAUGUCCGUCAGCGAUGACCUGGAAUGCUUGCUGGACUCCCCACGGAUAAACAUCGGGAGCGACUUCCAGGCCCAGGUGCCGGAUUUCAUGGUGAAGGAGGAGGACGUGAAGGUGGAGGAGGAGGACACUCAGCUCUGGGAUCCCGUCGUGGGUUCGGAUGAGCGCCAAUUGAGGCGCUACAUUGAGCUGUCCAAGUCAUCCGCUGUGCCGCUGGGCAGUCACUCAGAGGAGAUAGCUCUGAAAACCCUCCUCGACACCCAUGGACAAGUGCACACGGCCAUUCUGGAGCUCCUCCAGUCACCUGCUACGGCGAUACAUAAGCGUUGGACGCCACAGGAGAUCAAACUUUUCCUCAAAGGACUCGAAACUUUCCGCAAGGACUUCUACAGAAUAAGCAAAGAGAUUCCACACAAAUCAACGGGUGAUUGCAUCCAAUUGUACUACUUCUGGAAGAAGCUCUGUGUGGAUUACAAAUUAACACACUUACAGCAAAACAACCAGCGGCGAAUUUCCCACGAAUUGAACAACAACGCUCCACUUGUCUACGGGACUGAUUCACAUCACACCUCAUCCACCCUCUCGCACUCCACCCACACGGAUAUUCGGCCUCACAUCUGCGAGAUGCCAGAUUGCUCAGCUAGCUUCUCGAGCAAAGCCGCUCUCCAUGGCCACACAAAGUUACACUGCAUGGGCAGGAGCGUGACUGUGUCGAGCAGUGCCAGUUCCUCAUCCAGCAGCAGCAGCUCCUCCAUCAAAGACGAUUUUCCCUGCAAGGUGUGCGGCAAAGUUUUCAACAAGGUGAAGAGUCGGAGUGCUCAUAUGAAAUCGCAUCGGCCGCAGGAUUCCGAUUCGAGCAUGGUUUAAGCCUUCACAUGUGAUCGGCUGGCAGGAAAAGUCAAGCAUAGCGACAGAGCAGGCUUAUCUUCAGGAGGAUGCGGAGGAUGUAAAUGGAGAAGAUGGUGUGUAAAUUUAUAAAUCUAUUAAGGAAGAAGAAAUUAAUGACAAUCUAUUUUUAAAAUGAAUACAUUCUGCACUUAAUUCAAUGUAAUACGAGACUUAAAAUUGCCACAAAUGUGCAUAAGUUGUAGGAUUUAGAAGGGUAUUAAACAUCGCAGAGGUGAACAAAAAAAAAGACGAAAGCAUCUUCUCAGCGGAAGCGCGACAUUAGUGAAAGUGAAAAGUUACAAAAGAGGAAAUAAAAGUCAAUAGAUAAAAUUAUUAUUAUUAUUAAAUAGUAGAAGGUGUAUUUUUGUUCAACGCCACAUCAAUAAAUGUAAUAGAAUAUAGUCAGAGAUUCAAAUGGAAAGAAUGAUGAAUUUCUCUCACUCAUUUAUUCUUCAUGAAUAUUGCAAAGGUAAUAGAGAAAUCAUUGAACACUGCAUUUCGAAUUCUUUUGCCGGAAAAGGAAAAAAAAGUAACACGAGAGAAAGACAGAAGCAUAAAUAAAGAUAUUCAGUGUGACAAGAUUUUAAAAAAACGUAGACAGUUUGAAAGAAAAUAUAUUUCUACUUAAACCUUAUAUAAAGGACAUUACAUAUUAGAUACAUAUGCAGAUAAUGGGUAAAUUAAUUACUGUGUAAAUAGUAAUGCAAUUUGAGGUGAAUACUCCUUUUAGACUCAAGAUUUGACCGCCCCCUGACUUUUUUUUGCCCACAAGAGCAUUGAGAAUCUUAGCCGCAAUGAUGAGAUACCGAAGGGGUGCGCAAUGACGAAACGAGAGCUCAAUAUUUAGUUUAAAAAUUAACUUACCAAAGACAAAGAGAUUAGGAAGAGCAUGAGAUGAUCAAGUGUAUUGUGUAAUAAAGGUAAAUAUUAAAAGAAAAUGAUGCCAAAUUUUUACAUAGAAACGAUGAGAGCGCGGUCAAUAAAACUUUUCCAGUAUUAAAAUAGACAAUUUCAUGAAAAUAAUGGUUAUAUCUUAGUGAAUAAGUGUUGAAUCGAUGUCCCUGAAUUUUAUUAUUAAAUUUACUGGUAAAGAGAAUCCACAAUGUGUCUCAGAUGGAAGGGAGACACUGUAAAGGAUUACUUUCACACCAUUCAAGUCAAUACUCUCUCUCUAGACAUUUAUUGAUUGUAAGUAUGACAAGUAUGAAUUACGAUUAUCCUUGACGGUUGUUUUUGUCCUCUGUAAUAGUGCAAUUUUUAGCUCAAUUUUUGCAAAGGCAAUAAUUUAUUGUGAAUCUUUUAGUUAGACAAAAAGAAAAAAUGAGAAGAGAAGUCACAUAUUAGAUUUUACCCUUAAAGCAAUCCAAGAAAUAUUGGUUGACUCAUUUAUUUAUCAUAUCUAUGGAAAGAAUUUAAAUAGACAUAAAGCGAUAGGAUUAAUUUUAUGUUGUUGAUGUCAUACCAAUUGUGCAUGAUUGUGUAUACAAUGAGAAGCAAAAGAUAAGAUGAUUGAAAAAAAUAAUAAUAUACGGUAAAGGAGAAGAAACAUUAUUCAUGGAAACGGCCUGCGAGUAGCAUUUUUGAGUAACAAGAAAUAUCAUAAAUAUAGUGAAAAAAAAGAAUCUCUUAAAAGAUGUAUAGAAAAAAUGUGUGCAAGAUUUUGAAGAAAAAAAAAACAUUUUGUAAAAGACACUAAAUUAUAAUUUACCACUAGUUCUUACCCUAAUUUAUAAUAGGUAACUCAUUUCAUAAGUAUACUUUAAGGCAAAAUAAAUACGUGUACAUGUACAAAGAUUCACUGUACUUUUAUGAAGUUGCAUAUAAGCAUUAUUGGAAGGAGAUAAGGUAAAAUGUGAAAAUAAGGAGAAGGAUGAAAAGCUCACUCAUAAAAUUGUCCAGAAUAUAACAAUAUAAUGGUGGUGAAAAAUACUACACAAAAAGUAUUAUAAACGCUCAUAAGAAGAAAAGAAGAAAACUAUGUGUAUGUAUGUACUAAGGAGUAAGCUAAUAAAGUUGUUGACUAUUUUCUAUAAAACUCUUUAUAAAUAGAUUUAACGAUAUAUAUAUAAAUGAUAUACAUACAUAUAUAUUUAUAAUGUACUGCCUAAUUUGAUAAUCAAAAACAGAUGAAAAAAAACAAGUUUAAGAUGAAGUGUAAGAAAGUGGAAAUUGUAUUUAGUGAGUAUUUGUGUCUAACCGCCAAUUCUACAUGAGUUGCCAAAAACAGACAAGAAGAGAGAGAAAUCAAACUCCAUUCACAAUAUAUUCUUUAACUUAUUUCUCGGAAACAGCCAUCGAAUCGUGUGUAUUUAUGUACAAAGAAUCUAAAUUUCACUCAUGAUUAUGCAAAGUGGGGGAAAAGCGAGCAGCUUUGGAUGCCGCAUUUCUUAUUUAACAGAACAACAACAACAACAACAAUAAAAAACACCUCCUGAAAAGCCACAAUUGACCGCAAUUUGAAGUUCUUGAAUUCUAGCGAUUUCCUCAGUCUUACUAACUAUAAAGUCAGAUCUGGAACUGCUCGACUUUCUCCUCGAAAUCCGAAAGCCAAAAAAAGAAGAGAAAAAAACCCAAAGAAAGAUCUCGGCGCGAAGCUUCUUUUUCUAGUUUCCCCCCUUGAAGAGACUCUUAAAGUUGAGUUGUUUCAUCACAUGAAAACUUUACCUCCUCGAACCUAAGCAAUACUUAAUUGGAAGAAAUGCGAUUCUUUUGUUAUCAGAGAAGAACUUUCUACCCCCUAUUGAUGACGUAAUUCCUUAUCUGUGGUACCUGCGUGCAAUCUCGCGCGGAAAGCGUCAUACUCUGUGUUGUGAUUUUUCAGAGACAUUUGAGAGAGAGAGAAGGAAUGAAAAGGAAGAGCGGAAGGAGACAUUUUGAUGAAAAUUGAAGACCUAAGAUGAAAACUCAAAAAAGGAAUAUUCUGAAAAUAUAAAAAUGAGAAAAAGAAAAAUCUUGCAGUCCUCCAUUAAAAGUAUAUAGGCACGAAAAAUAAUUUUGUACUCUCUGUAAAUGGGUUUUUGUGCUGAUUUUUGUAAUAUGAUAAAUUAUUCUCUUGGAUAAUUAAAGAAAAAAAAAACAUAUAGUGUAUAAUUGAUCGUAUUUGGAUGUUACCUAGUCUUUCUACCUCCUGACAAAAGCAAAAAAAAAAUUGAGAGUGAAGAAAAUAAAUUCGAUAAAACAUGAGAUUAAGAAUUAAGUAAAUAAAGUCUUUAAAAACAUAUCAGUUUUUAGGAAAGUUGAAUGAGAAAAAGCCAAAAUUGUUGUAUUACUGUACCUUCUGACUAGAAUUUGUAGAAUUAUAAAAACAUGAAAAUUGAUGAGAUUGAGAGAGAGAGAGAGAGAAAAGGAAGAAAACUCUCACAGCAUUCUCACAAUGAUUUUUACACUCUUCCUCCCAUCACAAUUAUAUUUUCCUUGGCUUAUCCACAGACUUCCGUAGAGAAAUGUAUCUUUGGCCACAAGAGAUCAAUUCUUGUAGCGCAAGAAUUUCAGCGAAAAAUGUCUAGGCAAAAAAACACACAUACACUAAUAGAUAUAGGUAAAGGACAAUCCUAAUUUUUAUGUACAUACUCAAGACCCCAGAAUAAAAUCUCUCUUUGUAUGACUAUCGAUAGAAAAUAAUAAACAAGAAAGUAUGUAAAGAGAAUAAAUUUAAAGUAUUAAGUGUUAUAUUAAUAAUGGAAAAAAAAUUGUAAUGUUUAUACAAAUAUGUUUGUGGAUUCUUCAGACAAUGUCAUAUAAAGCCCACAUUUUGAGUUUACCGCAUAACUCCGCGCUAUGGAAGCAAACAUAAGAGAAAAAAAAUACAUUUAAAGAAAUCCUAGCAUAUUAUGUGGUAGAGACAAGAGCAAGUGAACAGUAAUUGAAGAUGAGAAUUUUGCAAAAUCACAUAUUUUUGUAUUAAUCAUACGUAAAUGGAAAAAAGCAUGAAAUGCCGUAAAUAGAAACUGUUUUCCGCGAGGAAAAGAAGCCAACACUGCAAAGGACACUUCACAAAUUCCUCCACAGGAUAUGCUAUUCAAACACUUCAUUGAUGGCUUAACACACACGUUGUGAUUUGAAGUUGAGCUGAAUUUUGCUAUAAAAUCACACAAACAACUCCUGGUUUCCGUAUCUCAAUAAGUAUAUAAAGUUUGCUUUCCUGCCAAUUUUUUAAGUCACCACAGAACAUUACAAAUGCAACUACAAAGGAUAAAAACUCGAUAUAAAAGACAAAUCUUCUGCCGUCUGCUGUGCCAAUUACGAAAAGUUAUACUUCAAUAUACAACGAAAGUAUUGUUUAAAAUAUUUUUCUAAUCUUCCCACAGAGAUUUUUGUAGUGACACGCGUGGAAAAGUGUCACUCUGAAGCAUGUUCAUUUUUCUCAUUUGAAGUCGCUUGAGUUGCAAUGAAGGAUAUUUUUUCCAACACUUCAAGUGUUGUCACAUUGACUCCAAAAGAAAAAAAAAAAAACUUUUUAGUGGUUCUAGAAACACACUCUCAAAUUAACAACAAAGAAAUUAACUGACGAACGUCGAAUAGCAUAUCAAAAGAAACAAUAAGUAAAUAUUAAAGAAGUUAUAUCUACGAAAACUUGACACAAGAAGUUACACCCAGUAAAAUAUAACUAAGAAAAAGAAUAAUAAUGUAUGUCUCUAUUUAUUAUAAUUAUUGAACAAAUGGAAAAUUAAUUAGAGGAGAAAUACAAGAGAAAAAAUGGAUACGGUCAAUAAUUACUACACAGGCCUAAUAUUGAAGAGAAAUUUGAUGAUGGAAAGAAAAAUGGACAUUAAUACAUAAUAUUUUCUGAUCAUAGACGGAACUUGAAUGUAAGAGUUGAAGUAAAAAUAUUUAUUGUGUAUUAAAAAAAA
Messenger RNA from Phlebotomus argentipes, 9165 nucleotides. RefSeq lists its product as uncharacterized. Gene Ontology annotation, molecular function: transcription corepressor activity. Gene Ontology annotation, cellular component: transcription regulator complex; histone deacetylase complex. NCBI's taxonomy places the organism in Eukaryota, Metazoa, Arthropoda, Insecta, Diptera, Psychodidae. The transcript is spliced from 12 exons. The record is from RefSeq and is a predicted model, not a curated record. Gene Ontology annotation, biological process: regulation of transcription by RNA polymerase II; negative regulation of DNA-templated transcription. Bases 374 to 4294 code for a protein of 1306 amino acids.